CCUGGGUCGGCGCCGUUUCCAGUUGAGAGAUGGCGGCCGCCGCAGGUAGAUCGCUUCUGCUGCUCCUCUGCUCCCGGGGCGGCGGCGGGGGAACCGGCGGCUGCGGGGCGCUGACUGCCGGCUGCUUCCCGGGGCUGGCAGUUAGCCGCCACCGGCAGCAGCAGCAGCACCACCGGACGGUACACCAGAGGCUCCCCUGGCAGAAUUUGAGGGUUGUGUAUUGCAGUACAGUUGUGCCCUCUGAUGAUGUGACAGUGGUGUAUCAAAAUGGGUUACCUGUGAUAUCUGUAAGGUUACCGUCCCGGCGUGAACGCUGCCAGUUCACACUCAAACCUAUCUCAGACUCUGUCGGCGUAUUUUUACGACAACUGCAAGAAGAAGACCGGGGAAUUGACAGAGUCGCCAUCUAUUCACCAGAUGGUGUUCGAGUGGCCGCCUCAACAGGGAUAGACCUCCUCCUCCUUGAUGACUUUAAGCUGGUCAUUAAUGAUUUAACGUAUCAUGUACGACCACCAAAAAGAGAACUUUUAAGCCAUGAAAAUGCAGCAACACUGAAUGACGUAAAGACGCUGGUCCAACAACUAUACACUACACUGUGCAUCGAGCAGCACCAGCUGAACAAGGAAAGGGAGCUUAUCGAGAGAUUAGAGGAUCUCAAAGAGCAACUGGCACCCCUGGAAAAGGUACGAAUUGAAAUUAGCAGAAAAGCUGAGAAGAGGACCACUUUGGUGCUAUGGGGUGGACUUGCCUACAUGGCUACGCAGUUCGGUAUUUUGGCCCGACUCACAUGGUGGGAAUAUUCCUGGGACAUCAUGGAGCCAGUCACCUACUUCAUCACCUACGGAAGUGCCAUGGCAAUGUAUGCAUAUUUUGUAAUGACACGUCAGGAAUAUGUUUAUCCAGAAGCCAGAGACAGACAAUACUUACUCUUUUUCCAUAAAGGAGCCAAAAAAUCACGUUUUGACCUAGAGAAAUACAAUCAACUCAAAGAUGCAAUUGCUCAGGCAGAAAUGGACCUUAAGAGACUGAGAGAUCCAUUACAAGUACACCUACCCCUCCGACAAAUUGGUGAAAAGGAUUGAUCUGCAAAAAAAACACAAAACAACAAUCCCCAGCUCCCCAGCAGGAAGAACAGCUGUUCAUAACUAUUGCCUUUUCGACUAAAGCAUCACAGGUGGAAGCUGGGAGUUAUAUCGGGGUAGAGGGUUUUUGCCUUUAAUUAAAAAAAAAAAUUAAAAAAAAAAAAACACUAAAGGGAUCUUAGAGAAGAAAGGAAUAUUAAAAUCCGAGAAUCAGGCUUUGUGGAAUAAUAUAAGCUCAAAGGGCUUAGUGAAUAUUGUCUUAAUCAAGCAUCUCAGUUUCUGAAUGAAAAUGAUGCACUUACACAGUAGAGAGAUUCAUUAAGAUAAAACAGUGCUGGGGUGUUGUCUCUUAUACCUUUGCAGGCUGAGCAAAACACUAACACACCAGCACCCCCACUCGGCUCUCAUUUGUUUUUAAUUUAACUUUUCUUGUUUUUGACAUGGGAAUAAAUGAACAGAAAAAGCAAAUCCUCAAGAAACAUGUGGGUGGCAAAGGGUCUGUGCCCCUCAGCAUUGAUUUUCGAUUGGACCCAGUCUCUGCAAAGUCACCAGGAAUCUCUCUCGUCUGUGCCCCUUUCCUGACGACCCACACUCAUUGGCUACACUGAUUUUAUCCAUAGGAGAACUGGAGCCAACGUAGAACUCUUUGAUGAUUGACACUUUAGAUUAUCCCGUAAUGCCUUCUUAAAUGUCUAUAUUCCAGCGCUCUGGACCGGUAUCUAGAAAUCAUUGGCAACACUGCAUGAGGUUUGGUUUGGUUUUGUUUUGUUUUGUUUUGAUUAAUCUUCAAGAGGAGGAAGAUUUUUUCCCCUCCUUUAUUUACAUGUCCUAUUGCUAUUCCCCUCUCCCUCCACAUCUCCAGUUAGUGGGGGAGUGUUCAGCUGUGUUACCAAAUCAGGAACAUAUAAGGUUUACAAAUUGGCUAAGAAUCAUGGCUCUGUAGCCUUUUCAGAACCGGCAUAAUUUCACUGCUUGUGUGACAGUAUUCCAGGCCACCGAGAUGGCUUUGUUGGUGUGGAAGGACACACAUCUCCAUGCUUCGUGAGCCCUUCCUGCUCCGCCACUUGUGCAGUUGUCGCUUAAGUGUGUGGAUCUCAAAGGGUGCAGUUUCUCUUUGUACAGGAGUACGUUUCUAUGGCUUCCUUCAACCUACCGUCUUCACCCUGUUUUUUCUUAUCUUAAAUGGAGCGAAGGAAACUUAACACUCUUUCAAAAUGUUUUCUAUCAUAUUUCCAGACGACAUCUGCAUUUGAAAAGUCGAAGGAAUCUGUGUCUAAUAUCCUGUUUUUAAACUCCUGCGAGGACAGGAUGGGCAGCACGAUGGGGCUUGCCACACAGCUGAUUGCAUCAUUGUCCCUUUCACAUGAUUCACCCCUCCUCUUGUGCCAAAGGGUUUCUUUCUCUUUUUCCUCCUCCUUUGGGAUCAUUGUGUAUGAAACAAAAAACUCUAUAAAUGACAAAUCUAGACUCCAGGUGCCUUGCAGAGGUUGAAGGCCAGCCAGGAUUGCUGCUGCCACUCCGGCCACCACCCCUUUCACCGGCAUGAUGAAAUGAAAGGAUGCAUGUCCCCACUUGCCAACCCCUCCUCCCACUUCCUUCCCGCAACCCCCCCCCCAUUCAAAACCUCCCCUCACUUAUUUUUGUUGAGUGGUGUGAAUUAUUUUUAAACCAUUUAUCCUGUUUGUGCGCCAGGUUUUAAAGAAGAAACAGCACAGUUCAAUGAGCAAAUCCUUUCCGGGUGUGUGGGAAGCAAGGCAGGGAGAAAAGUCCUUAAAGCAAAUAGCAAACUAUUGAACAUGUGUAAAAUCCUGUAUCAUUUAUGAAAUAUGUAUAAAAAGUGUACCUUCUGGAACAAUAAAUACUUACUCCAUUUUUGAA
Messenger RNA from Erinaceus europaeus (western European hedgehog), 2960 nucleotides. It is a transcript of the gene MCU, whose product is annotated as mitochondrial calcium uniporter. The transcript has 8 exons. Gene Ontology annotation, biological process: calcium import into the mitochondrion; mitochondrial calcium ion homeostasis. The coding region runs from base 30 to 1082 and encodes 350 amino acids. Lineage: Eukaryota; Metazoa; Chordata; Mammalia; Eulipotyphla; Erinaceidae. Gene Ontology annotation, molecular function: uniporter activity; calcium channel activity. The record is from RefSeq and is a predicted model, not a curated record. Gene Ontology annotation, cellular component: mitochondrial inner membrane; uniplex complex.